CAGUGUUUACAGUGUCUUCUGAAAUGUGAAGAAGCGUCUCUCAACAAUGAGGUUUGUGGUUCCUUAUAAUUUAUUGGUAAAGAGCUUUACAUUUUGAGGGAGCCGGUAAUUACAGCUCAUUCCUGGAGGGUUAUGUCAGUUCUAUUUAUCAGCAACAGAAUAACACUUAAGGCUGACAUAAGAUUAUGUGCCAUGAAGCAUUAGCUGUAUUGUAAGUCGGUUUUUAGCUGUAUAAGUGCUGUUCGUUCGGAGUGAUGGGGAACGCCGAGAGCGUCGUGGCGCAGAAACGACUGGCCCGGUUUCGCCCAGAUGAACGGCCUGUCAUUGAGAAAGUGUUUGAUCGCCUGCAAGAGGCUGGGAGCGCUAGGAAGGUUCUAACGCUGGACGCGCUGAAGCUGAGCGUUAGGGACGCGGCUCCGACCUCCAUGACCGCGCGGCUCUUUCAGAGCAUGCGCAGCGCAGACACGGCCGUGCCAGCGGCGGACAGCGGCGGAGUCACCCGAGAGCAGAUGCUCGUGUUCCUCGCGGACGUACUGCGUGGCACGGCGGAAGAGCGCGCGCCACUUGUCGUGGCAAUGGCCGGUGUGUCAGAGGGGAGCGUGGUCACGGUCACCCAGAUCAGAGAGUUUUUGGAGGACCUGAUCUCAGCAGUGGUGCAGUGUUUGAUCCACAGUGGGCAGUUGCAGGGCUGGAAACCAGACCGCAUGCAGGACAGUGAUCGCGGAGUGAAACUACUGGCUGAGCAGUUAUGUUCAGAGCUGAAAUGCACAGACCAGCAGGUCUGCGACAUCCCUUGCCUGGAGAACUGGCUUUUUCGGACGUCUGUGCCUCUGUACCUGGAGUUCCUCAGCAUGGAGGCCCUUGGCAUCUGCCUGCCAUCCCGGCCACCCCUUGUCCUCCUGCCACCGUGCCAGGACGUGCCGUGGCGUGAACUGCGCUCCAUCCUGGACCUGCCGCUUCUGCUCUUCCUGGCGCCGCAACUCCCCGACACCAAGGGCGCCCCCUGGAGGCUGCUGUUCUCCUCGCGGCUGCACGGCGAGAGCUUUACCCGCCUGCUACGCGGCUGCACCUGCCAAGGGCCAAGUGUGCUGCUGAUCCGAGACACUGAUGGGUACACCUUCGGGGGAUUCGCCUCUCAGAGCUGGGACACCAGGCCGCAGUUCCAGGGCGAUUCCCGCUGCUUCCUGUUCUCUGUCACCCCUUCCCUGCGUCUGUACACCUGCACCGGAUACAACCAGAACUACAUGUACCUGAACCACGGUCAGCAGACCAUGCCCAACGGCCUGGGAAUGGGCGGUCAGCACGACUAUUUUGGCUUGUGGCUGGACAGUGACUAUGGGCAGGGACACAGUCGGGCGCGGCCCCGCUGCACCACCUAUGGCAGCCCCCAGCUCUCUGGCCAGGAGAACUUCACCCUGGAUGCCCUGGAGGUCUGGGGCGUGGGGGAACCCCCAGAGAACCAGCAGACCCAGGUGAAGCGCAGCAUCCUGGAUGCUGACCCAGAGGCCCAGAUCAUGAUGGAGAUGGCUGGGAAGACCCGGCACAGCCAAGGCCUGAGAGAGCCAGAAGAGGGCGAGCAGGACUGAGAGAGAGUGACGGAGCGCGAGCGAAAGAGGCGGCAGGAGAGGCGGCUACAUGGCAGAGCGACUCAGAGUGCUGAGGGCGCAGACGGCUGAGGGCGCAGGCGGCUAACGUCACUCUCUGAAGGCAGCUCGUGUGGCUCCGAAGAUCCAGCACUUAAAAACAAUCAUUAGUUAAUAAUGACUGUAAUAAUCAUAAUUUAUUUUAAAAUAGUCUGAGCUGCUUCAUAGUGUUUGAAUAGUGGGGUUUGACUGAAGUGGCUGCGUCAGUGGUGACCCAUUUGGAGAGAUGGGAAGCCUGUUUCUCCUGCAGUCUCCUCUUAUGUGAGGGGGCUGUGACCCUUGGUUCCCCCACGGAGGGAGGGGGAACUCGACAGUAACUGCAGGCAGGCAUUCUGAGGUCACGCUUUCCCAGGAGGUGUGACAUCAUGAUAAGCCACAGACUAUCUUUAGUAUCUUUAUCUUUACACAGAGGAGGACAAGCACAGACCUUUUUUAAAGUAUGUUCAGGAACCACCUAAAGCUUAAAAAGGGUUUUAGUGUCUAUAAUGUAUAUUAUAACCAUUACACUGGUGUUUGAAUUGAGGGGAAUUUGCCCAAUGAGAGAAAAAAUUAUGCACCUGGGUGGGUGUCCCUUAAAAUUAACAUUUUACUGGUUUCAGUACUCCCCCACCCCCUUUGACAUAUUUCACCGUCACCCCCCUCCCCCCUCAGUCAUGCUUGGCCUACCCACCAAGGGACCCCCCNCCCCCCCCCAAGACAUCUGACACAAUUUAAAUGCUGCAUUAUAUGGUGUAAUCUAUGUCCUGCAUUGUGGUAAAGUUUGGAAACUUCUCUUUUUUGUAUUAUGUCUUGCUUUCCUAUUGAUCACCAUUUAAUUUUUAUGUCAUUAACUUUACCCCUUUGUGGACAGUUCGCUGUUAUGGCUGAGCUUUGAGCGGCGACGGGGGACGCCACACCACAGCAUUGUGUGAGCUUCCACAAACACACGCGGCACUGUGUACCUCGCAGAAAGAUUUACAUGUGGUUUAUGUUUCUGGAUGGAAACUUCUCUCUGGAAACAGAACACGGCUGCUGGAAUGUUCUUAAAUUUACAGUGCUGUGCAGAAGUCUUAGGCAGCCAAAGAAAAUGAUGUUUAAAUGAUCUUCAUGUUUAGUGGAAAACUAUGCUGCCUGUCAAAGUGAGUCAGCUGAGUCAUUUCAGAACUUCUGCUAAAAUCACCCUGGUAAUCGCCAUGUAUUUUUUUGACUCGAGCACUAGCACACCUUGUAUUGCUAAUCAAUAUCUCAUUUACUUUGUAUAACUAAUUUGGUUAAGUGAGCUGGUGGUGAAAUUUAAUAAAUACAUGGAAUGUCUGAAGUGCUCCUGAGGACAGGUUUGGGAACUGAAGCCGUGUUUAACUAGACAUCCAACUAGAUAUUAGUAACUUUUUGGAGAACAGAGGAAAUACGUGUUUUUAUUGUGUUACUCCUAAUUUGCAUUUAUUCAAAAUUGUGAUCUGUGUUCUGAGCAAAUAUACCCUUUCUACACAGAUAAAUAGGUUUAAACAUUUCUUUUGACUGCCUAAGACUUGCACAGCACUGUAAGGACAUCAUGUCUCUACUCUGGGUGUUUGUUCUUUUUCUUAAUGUUCUUUAUAUCUCACAACUUAAUUUUUGUUCCUGUUAAAUACCUUGUUCAAAGGUAGACAUUUGUCUAGUAGUGAAAUACCUGAAAUGAUUCUUUUAAGAAAAUAACUUUUGGCUCUUGAUUUUUUUAAAAAUUAUUAUAAUGGAAACACUUGACCUACGGAAGACGAUUAGGGCCACCAUGAAAAUAUUAUUUGAAUUCUGACUUUAAUCUCAGAAUUCUG
Molecule: messenger RNA, 3433 nt
Organism: Paramormyrops kingsleyae
Lineage: Eukaryota; Metazoa; Chordata; Actinopteri; Osteoglossiformes; Mormyridae
Gene: meak7
Product: MTOR associated protein, eak-7 homolog
Biological process (GO): TOR signaling; response to oxidative stress
Cellular component (GO): nucleus
Source: RefSeq, a predicted model, not a curated record